This is a messenger RNA of Microdochium trichocladiopsis, 577 nucleotides long. RefSeq lists its product as uncharacterized. Bases 161 to 394 code for a protein of 77 amino acids. The record is from RefSeq and is a predicted model, not a curated record. NCBI's taxonomy places the organism in Eukaryota, Fungi, Ascomycota, Sordariomycetes, Xylariales, Microdochiaceae. The transcript has a single exon.
CACGCAACUGGUCCUUCUGGUUCCUCUCUAUGGCUUAGAACUUGAAUUGUCGUGGCCCUAGUCCAGGAGCUAAGUUACACGCUCUACGACACUUUUGUGUUGGCGGGGCGAGGGAGGGACGAAGACACAACAAGCACUUUUUGUAACCAGCCCCGCGUGGAUGAAGCAGCUAUCAGAAGAGCUCAACUUCAACGAUGCGAUGGGUGUACUCCAUGACUACAGGCUUGUCGAACCUACAAACAUGUUCCAGGAGCCACAAGGAUACAGUAUACACGGUUGUCUACAUUCUUGGACGAUUCACAUAUUGAACGAGAAGCGGGACGGUUGCUUGAAUGAGCUUGCAGUUGAAAGUGUGGCAUCACAGGUUCCUUCACAAGAAGAAGCCGAAUAUUAGCUUCUUCAGAAGAGGCUCAUACCACAUGCGAUCCAGUCUUGUUCAACAGUACAAGGGAGCGACGGCCCUUCAAAUCGGGCUUUUCAUCCUCUAGGUUAUCUUUACGCUAGCCAGUGGAAACUAGGCGAGGCCGAGAAGAUGUACUUCCGGGCGCUCUAUGGGAAGGAGAGGGCAUUAGGACCG